This is a messenger RNA of Bombus huntii, 4895 nucleotides long. RefSeq names its product ribosome biogenesis protein WDR12 homolog. The record is from RefSeq and is a predicted model, not a curated record. Gene Ontology annotation, biological process: ribosome biogenesis. Gene Ontology annotation, molecular function: protein binding. The transcript is spliced from 9 exons. Lineage: Eukaryota; Metazoa; Arthropoda; Insecta; Hymenoptera; Apidae. Gene Ontology annotation, cellular component: preribosome, large subunit precursor. The coding region runs from base 116 to 1387 and encodes 423 amino acids.
CGAUUACUGGUGUCGAUAUAAUCUAGUUUAAAAUGUAGCACACACGUGUAUUUUCUGUAUUUUCUAUAAUUCCCAUUUUAUAAAAGAGUAAAGUACGAAUAAUAUUAAAACUACGAUGGCUAAUGAAAGCCUAAACAACAGUGCUCCACAGGUACAAAUAAAAUUUCUUACGAAGCAGGAACAGUAUGCUGUUCCGGAUUUCCCAUUAUCAGUGCACACAUCCAUUGUAACAAGUGAAUUAAAUACUCUUAUAAAUGAACUUCUAAAAGAGUCGACCGAUAUAAAAAAUGAUAUAGAAUUUGAUUUCUUGGUGUGCUCACAAUUUUUACGCACUUCAUUAAGUGAACACAUAGCAGAAAAAAAUAUUUCUACAGAAGAAGUGAUUAUUGUUGAAUAUGUUGAAAAGUAUCCACCACCAGAACCUCAGGAUUGUCUUUUACAUGACGAUUGGGUAUCUGCUGUUGAUGUUUAUGAAAAAUGGAUUUUGACUGGUUGUUAUGAUAACACAUUACAUAUAUGGACAUCUAAAGGGAAACAUCAUUUAGUAAUUCCUGGACAUACUUCACCUGUUAAAGCAGUAGCAUGGAUAUCCAUGACUAGUGACACAGCCAGUUUUGUUAGUGCAUCUCAAGAUCAAACAGCUAUAAUAUGGGAUUGGAACAUUAUGGAAAACUCUGUAGAUUGCAUUCAUGUAUGCAGGGGACACGAACGUGGACUAGAAGCUGUUAGUAUUAAUUACGAUAAGACUAUAAUGGCAACUGGGGCGUGGGAUACAAUGCUUAAAAUCUGGUCUACAGCUAAUCAAGAUGAAAAUGAAGAUGGUGAAUCCAGCUCAAAAAGAUUAAAAUCAGAACAUGGUAAAACAAGGGUACCUAAAAGAACUAUGAAAGGUCACAAAGAAGCCAUUAGUGGUGUAGUAUGGUCAGAUAAAACAGAAAUUAUAACAUCCUCGUGGGAUCAUACGAUGAAAAUAUGGGAUUCAGAAUUAGGAGGAAUCAAACACGAACUGGCUGGAAAUAAAAGUUUCUUUGACCUCGAUUAUUCCCCAUUAACUCGUACUGUUAUAACAGCGUCAGCCGAUAGGCAUAUUAGAUUAUACGAUCCAAGAUCUACAGAGGGAACACUUGUGAAAGCAAUAUUUACUUCUCACACGCAAUGGGUACAAUCUGUACGAUGGUCGCCAGUGGACGAAACUCUUUUUAUUUCAGGAGCAUACGAUAAUGAGAUGAAACUCUGGGAUACCAGAAGUCCUAAAGCGCCAUUAUUUGACCUUUCUGGCCAUGAAGAUAAAGUAUUAUGUUGCAAUUGGUCGAAUCCCAAAUUCAUGGUAUCCGGAGGUGCGGAUAACACCGUAAGGAUAUUUAAAUCGAAACAUAUUGUUCGUUAAUAGCGAAAUAUUGUUUUAUAACUUUUACAUAUAAUAGAGAAAUGAAUUGUGCAUAGUGCAAAUUAAUAAGAAUAAGAUUCUUUUUAUCAACUUAAUAUUUAUUAUAUUCUAAAUCAAGCAAUAUAAUCAUCUAAAAGAAAUAAACACGUAUCGCCAUCGUGAAACGUACUGAAUCACGAAAUCAUGUACUCAGUGUAAAAUAAUCAAAAGAUAUCGGAUCAAUCUUUUAACUCCAACAUCGUAACUUGAAAUAAAUUAAACGUGAAUGCAGAUCGAGAUGAUGUAUAUAAAGUAAUUACAAAAUAUUUUCGUACAAAUAAACACAUCUAACGAAAUCAAAAAGACAAAAAGUACAACCCUAAUGGAAAAAGUAUUGCAUGGCCUAAGAAAAAGCUCUCAGCAUCAAAUCAAAAUUCGUACUCUUUUUAUUUCAAUGAGUUCUUUUUACGAUGUGUUUGCUUUCCUUUUUUUUUUCUUUUUAAUUUUACCCUUCUAUUUUACAUCAUUAUAAAACCACCAUUUAAUUGACAAAAGAGGAGAUCUAGUAAUCGUUCUCAUACAUUGCCAGCAUCUCGAUUAAAAUCUUUUUAUCUUCACCUCUUUUUUUAAAAUUUCGAAUCUUUAUUGCGCACAAAUUAAAAGCAUUUACUCAAAAUAGUACAAAUCGCAUCAGCGUGUACGGUGUUAAAAGUAUUAAGAAAAAGACUCGUUACGUUCUACCGUAUUACCAAAAAUCGAACAUGGCAUAUUAAUUCUCCAUAGUCUUGUUACUCCGCAGAAAACAAUCCUAUCGUCGAUUAGUAUAAACGCGGACGCUGGAUGUAUUAUUACACAAUUAGUUGGGAUAAUGUGGGGGGCUUAUUAUUUUAACAUUUCUUACAAAGGACAAAUGUUCAGUCUGUUGGACAUGCUGUACUACUACACAUUAAUAAACAGUAUAAUUUCGUUUAACCGAUGUUCGAUUGAGAAGAACGUGAUAUUUCUUGUUUCCUUUUUGGAGUUUCUUCUAUUUUCGUUUUCUUUUUUUCUUUUUAAUUCGUUAAGCUCACUCUUUUAGUCCUGGAGAAUACCAAAAAUCUAUCUCAGGAUAUAACAUUGAAAAAGGCAUAUACAAUAGUCGCUACUUGAUUCAAUAGAAGGCAUAUUUCUCUUUUUUUAGUGUUGGAAUACGUGUAAAUACAGUCACUGAUUUUGUACGAGAGUAAGUUUAUUUUACAGACUUUACAUUUCGUUUGUUCGUUUCUCGCAGAAAUUGUUCUUUCACUCUUUGACACAACAAAGGAAAAGAAAAAACGAAAAUGAAUCUGUAUUUAUUUUUUUAUGAAAUUCAACGAAAUCUAAUGCAGACAAAAGAGAAGUACAAUUUAAAAAAAUGACAUCUGAGAAGAAACAAUGAUAUAAUUAUAAUUUGGGGAUUCACUCUCUCGCUCUCUUCUCUCUGUGUUGAAGACUAUUUUCACAAUUGGCCUGCCAUUAAAGAAAACUUAGGAAAGGAAAAGAAAAUGAUUCGAAUAAAUCCCCAAAACAGAUCGUUUAUUGAUCAAAAAUAAGGGAUGAUAGUAAUUAAGAAUUUGAUUCUUUCACUUUGAAUACCAAACCAUGCUUGUAAGUAACUCUAAAAACUGUUUGGUGCACGCUCCACAUACAAAGUGUAAGAAGUGUGUGACGUUUAGAGCGUGCACACGCAGUGUGCAGUUUACAGUAACAGUGUGUCUCUGCAGUCUGUGUCGUGUCAUAGGCAGAUGGUUGUUCUUUUUAUUUAAAGUACGCAUUAUAAAUUAUGCAUACAACCUACACACCACACAUUCGUCUCGCACUUUCUCUCUCUCUCGCUCUCGCGCACCUCAUAUGUGUUUCUUUUUUAUCUUUUGUAUUUACUACUUAUAUCUCACGUUCUCUCUCGCGCUCUCUCUCUCUCUCUCUUUUUGUUUUCUGUUUGCGUUUUUUGUUUUUCUCUUCUUUUUUUCGUUUUUUUUCUUUUUUAGAAGACCCUAUCUAUAACCCCCACAUUAUCUCACACAAAGACUAGCGUUUUUAAACGAUCCAAAAUAAACUAAGGGCACUUUUAGUGGCGUAUGCCCUGUGUUCUUAUUCAAGUUCCAUGAAAAAUCUAAUUCUGACCGUUGUUAAACUUUGUUGUUGUUCUUGUUACUUCAUUUUUUUUCAUUUUAUUACAGCACCUAUCGACUUCUAAGAGCCCCUAUUUCUUAACUAGCUAUGACACACUUGCCUUAAUCUAAGAAUUUCAUUACGUGCUAUGCCUCGCCAUCUUAAAAGUAUCCGAGAACCUAAUGUGUGUGUUCAUUUUUUACUUUUUUUUUAUAUUUUUUUCCCUCCCGAUUACUUAAUCCUCGUUUACGCAUGCGAACUUAAUGCCUCAACAUCAUAUUUUGUUUCUUUCCUUUCUCUCGCUCUCUGUCCCUUUCACUCCCUCUUUCUCUCAUCUUGAAAUUUACGAAAUUUUUAAUUCUCAUGUAUAUUCUCAUUGGUCGCACACCACAUAACAAUUAAUUAUAUAGUGGAGAGAAGAAACAAACAAAAUGAAUCGAAUAUAGUAAUGGCAAUUUUUUUUUUUUUUUGUAUAAUUACAAGUGUCGUUCUUUCGUCUUGACGCUUAUGAAUAGAAGAUUUGUAUAUGUCGAAAAAUACAACGGAUGUUGGAUUAAACAAGGAGCACGGGAAAGUUAUGGAAAAGAAAUUAGAAGAGAUACAGGAAGGGUCGAAGUAAAAAAAAAGCAGAACAAUGGGGCAAAUGGAAAAAUGUUCGUCUCUCUCUCGUUAUAGCUAAAAACCUAUCUCCUUAACAAUAGUAAAACAAUGACUUAAAACCUCGGUGAAAUCUAAGGACUGUACAAGUCGAAGUACGAUGACGCGCGUUACAUUAUCGGGCAUCAUCAAAGUCUCAACUCGGACUCGCAUCUUUCUUAUUAUUUCUUUUUAUCGCUUAAGCCGACGUUCGACUAACAUUAUAUUACUUAUUUUUUUUUGUUUCGUUACUUAAAAACACCCUACGUUUUUUUCCUUUUUAUCCUCAUCUUUCUACAUCAGCCUACGACUACUAGUUGUAAAUCUAAUCUAAAAAGAGGCUACGCUAGAAAUUCUAAAGAAAGCUUACGGAAAGCAGCAUUGCUUGGAAACAUUACGUUCCAAAAAAGAGAUUGGUUUUUUUCUUCUUUUUCGUAAACCACGCCCGGCCAGCCCAAGCACCUGACCCGCGGUGCGCAGCAAGCAGUUCUUACUAUUUAUAUUACAGUAGAUAAUAUGUUGUAGAAUAAUAUAUAUUUAUUAUUAAUAUGAAUAGCCAGUCAGUCUUGACGGGUGCGAGGUGCAUAGGCUGAACGGUGCCUCGCCUGAUGUGUGUUUUCCUUUCUUUUUUUUUUUUGCGUUUUUUUAACGAGGAGAGGCAGUUGUAUAUGUAUCCUAACUAUCACCUAACUAACUACCUAAACUUAAUCACUUAAUUGAUUACUUCCUAUCCAAAAAUGGUACCUAUCCUAUAUAUUUAUAA